GUCCAAAUCAAGUAAAAAGAUGGCUGACGCUGCUCCCCAACAACGUGGUGGUUUUGGCCGUGGUCGCGGUGGUCCCCGUGGCCGCGGUGGUCCCCGUGGCCGUGGCCGCGGUCGCCGUGACGAAGGCAAGGAGGGCUGGACCCCCGUGACGAAGCUCGGCCGCCUCGUCAAGGAGGGCAAGAUCGAAUCGCUCGAGCAGAUCUUCCUCUACUCGCUCACGGUCAAGGAGUCGGAGAUUGUCGACUACUUCCUCAAGGACCGCCUGAAGGACGAAGUCAUGAAGAUCAUGCCCGUCCAGAAGCAGACGACGGCCGGCCAGCGCACGCGCUUCAAGGCCUUCGUCGCCGUCGGUGACCACGCCGGCCACAUCGGCCUCGGCGUCAAGUGCGCCAAGGAAGUCGCCACCGCCAUCCGUGGUGCCAUUGUCCAGGCCAAGAUGUCGCUCGUCCCGGUCCGCCGUGGCUACUGGGGCAACAUGUCGGGUCUCCCGCACACGGUCUGCAACAAGGUCACGGGCAAGUGCGGUUCGGUCCGCGUCCGCCUCAUUCCGGCCCCCCGUGGUACGGGCUUGUGCGCGGCCCCGGCCCCGAAGAAGCUCCUCGGCAUGGCUGGUAUCGAAGAUUGCUACACGUCGGCGCGCGGCCACACCCGUACGCUCGGUAACUUCGUCAAGGCCACGUACUACGCUCUCCGCAACACGUACUCGUACUUGACGCCCGACCUCUGGGUCGAGAACAAGUUCGGCAAGACCCCCUACCAGGAGCACGCCGACUUCCUCUCGAAGGUCAUUGCCAAGAAGUAAAUCUUGACAAGAUUCAAGGAUUGACGGGGGAGAGCGCACGGACGAGCGCUACGGUGCGUAGGUGUCGACCCCCGCCAUCGACGACUUGUAGAGAAGAGAAGCAGAAUGGGAAAGCUAGUUUGGCUGCAGUUGCGUAGGUGGCGACCCACUCUGUAACUCUAAUUUAUCGAGCUGUUGAUGCACAACCUG
Messenger RNA from Saprolegnia diclina VS20, 991 nucleotides. RefSeq names its product 40S ribosomal protein S2. The coding region runs from base 20 to 802 and encodes 260 amino acids. Gene Ontology annotation, molecular function: RNA binding; structural constituent of ribosome. Gene Ontology annotation, cellular component: cytosolic small ribosomal subunit; ribosome. Gene Ontology annotation, biological process: translation. The record is from RefSeq and is a predicted model, not a curated record. The transcript has a single exon. NCBI's taxonomy places the organism in Eukaryota, Oomycota, Saprolegniomycetes, Saprolegniales, Saprolegniaceae.